AUGUGUCCAAUGGACCUCACAGGCUCCUCUAAAGAUGCCGACAAGCAGAAAGCAAACGCCAAGGCGUCAGAGCGCUUUCGCAAUCGAAAGCGCGAAGAAGCGCAGCGCGAACUGCUUAUAAAAGAGCAGCGGAAUGAGAUCAAAUUCCUCUUGAAGCUUAGUAGCUUUUACAAAUCUAAACGAGACUUUUACUCUAUCUAG
This is a messenger RNA of Penicillium samsonianum, 201 nucleotides long. RefSeq lists its product as uncharacterized. Bases 1 to 201 code for a protein of 66 amino acids. NCBI's taxonomy places the organism in Eukaryota, Fungi, Ascomycota, Eurotiomycetes, Eurotiales, Aspergillaceae. The transcript has a single exon. The record is from RefSeq and is a predicted model, not a curated record.